AGGGGGAUCAUGAAUUCUCCCCCCCGCCACCCCCAGGAUAAAGGGUCUGUUUUUCCUUAGAUUUUGGGUCUGUGUUUCAGAUUAACAGGGGGAGGCAAGGUUAUCUUUCUCUGUAGGUGUGGGAUCUUUCCAUCUUAGGGUUUGGGGUCUGCAUCUUUAGCAAAGAUUGCUCUGUCUGUCGUGUUUUUGAAUCAGGGGUCUCUCUCUUUCUCUCCCUUUCUCUCUCUGGGUCUCCCUGAGUAGGGGUGGGGGCUGCAGAGUCUCUCCCUCCUCCUCCUCCUGCUCUGUUCGCUCUCGCUCGCUCCCCCGCCCCCCCUCUCUCUCUCGGCUGCCGCUGCUGCCGUUGGCUCUUAUUCUCCUCCUCCUCCUCCUCUCUCCUCCUCUCUGCUUCUCUCUGCUCCUCUCUCCUCCUCUCUCCUCCUCCUCCUCCUCCACCUCCUCCUCCUUCUCCCCCUCUCUCUCCCCCUCUUUCUCUUCUCUUUCUCCCCCGUCCCCCCGCCCCCUCCCCCCCAGGCCUGAUGAGCAGGUCUCGCGCCUCCAUCCAUCGGGGGAGCAUCCCCGCGAUGUCCUAUGCCCCCUUCAGAGAUGUACGGGGACCCCCUAUGCACCGAACCCAAUACGUUCAUUCCCCAUAUGAUCGUCCUGGUUGGAACCCUCGGUUCUGCAUCAUCUCGGGGAACCAGCUGCUCAUGCUGGAUGAGGACGAGAUACACCCCCUUCUGAUCCGGGACCGGAGGAGCGAGUCCAGUCGCAACAAACUGCUGAGACGCACAGUCUCCGUGCCGGUGGAGGGGCGGCCCCACGGCGAGCAUGAAUACCACUUGGGUCGCUCGAGGAGGAAGAGUGUCCCAGGGGGGAAGCAGUACAGCAUGGAGGCCGCCCCCGCUGCGCCCUUCCGGCCCUCGCAAGGCUUCCUGAGCCGAAGGCUAAAAAGCUCUAUCAAACGCACGAAGUCACAACCCAAACUUGACCGGACCAGCAGCUUUCGCCAGAUCCUGCCUCGCUUCCGAAGUGCUGAUCAUGACCGGGCCCGGCUGAUGCAAAGCUUUAAGGAGUCACACUCCCAUGAGUCCUUGCUGAGUCCUAGCAGUGCAGCUGAGGCCUUGGAGCUCAACUUGGAUGAAGAUUCCAUUAUCAAGCCAGUGCACAGUUCCAUCCUGGGCCAGGAAUUCUGUUUUGAGGUAACAACGUCAUCGGGAACAAAAUGUUUUGCCUGUCGAUCUGCAGCCGAAAGGGACAAAUGGAUCGAGAAUCUACAGCGGGCAGUAAAACCCAACAAGGACAACAGCCGCCGAGUAGACAAUGUGCUGAAGCUGUGGAUCAUAGAGGCCCGGGAGCUGCCCCCCAAGAAGCGGUACUACUGCGAGCUCUGCCUAGAUGACAUGCUGUAUGCACGCACCACCUCCAAGCCCCGCUCUGCCUCAGGGGACACCGUCUUCUGGGGCGAGCACUUCGAGUUUAACAACCUGCCGGCUGUGCGUGCCCUGCGGCUGCAUCUGUACCGUGACUCAGACAAAAAGCGAAAGAAGGACAAAGCGGGCUAUGUUGGCCUGGUGACUGUACCAGUGGCCACCCUGGCUGGGCGCCACUUCACAGAGCAGUGGUACCCUGUAACCCUGCCAACAGGCAGUGGGGGUUCUGGGGGAAUGGGCUCAGGAGGAGGAGGGGGUUCAGGGGGUGGCUCAGGGGGCAAGGGCAAAGGAGGUUGCCCAGCUGUACGGCUGAAAGCACGUUACCAAACAAUGAGUAUCCUGCCCAUGGAGUUAUAUAAAGAGUUUGCAGAGUAUGUCACCAACCAUUAUCGGAUGCUGUGUGCGGUGUUAGAGCCCGCUCUGAAUGUCAAGGGCAAGGAGGAGGUUGCCAGUGCACUGGUUCACAUUCUGCAGAGUACAGGCAAGGCCAAGGACUUUCUUUCAGACAUGGCCAUGUCUGAGGUAGACCGGUUCAUGGAACGGGAGCACCUCAUAUUCCGCGAGAACACGCUCGCCACUAAAGCCAUAGAAGAGUAUAUGAGACUGAUUGGUCAGAAAUACCUCAAGGAUGCCAUUGGGGAAUUCAUCCGUGCUCUGUAUGAGUCUGAGGAGAACUGUGAGGUAGACCCCAUCAAGUGCACGGCAUCCAGUCUGGCUGAGCACCAGGCCAACCUGCGAAUGUGCUGUGAGUUGGCCCUGUGCAAGGUGGUCAACUCCCAUUGCGUGUUCCCGAGAGAGCUGAAGGAGGUGUUUGCAUCUUGGAGGCUUCGCUGUGCAGAGCGGGGCCGGGAGGACAUCGCUGACAGGCUUAUCAGCGCCUCACUCUUUCUCCGCUUCCUCUGCCCGGCAAUUAUGUCACCCAGUCUCUUUGGGCUCAUGCAAGAGUACCCAGAUGAGCAGACCUCACGAACCCUCACCCUCAUUGCCAAGGUCAUCCAGAACCUGGCCAACUUUUCCAAGUUUACCUCAAAGGAGGACUUUCUCGGCUUCAUGAAUGAGUUUCUGGAACUGGAGUGGGGUUCCAUGCAGCAAUUCCUAUAUGAGAUCUCCAACCUGGACACGCUAACCAACAGCAGUAGUUUUGAGGGUUACAUCGACUUGGGCCGAGAGCUCUCCACGCUGCAUGCCCUGCUCUGGGAGGUGCUGCCCCAGCUCAGCAAGGAAGCCCUCCUGAAGCUGGGUCCACUGCCCCGGCUCCUCAAUGACAUCAGCACAGCUCUGAGGAACCCCAACAUCCAAAGGCAGCCAAGCCGCCAGAGCGAGCGGCCCCGGCCCCAGCCUGUGGUGCUGCGGGGGCCGUCGGCUGAGAUGCAGGGCUACAUGAUGCGGGACCUCAACAGCUCCAUCGACCUUCAGUCCUUCAUGGCUCGAGGCCUCAACAGCUCUAUGGACAUGGCUCGUCUCCCUUCCCCAACCAAGGAAAAGCCUCCCCCACCACCACCUGGUGGGGGUAAAGACCUUUUUUAUGUAAGCCGUCCACCUCUGGCCCGUUCCUCACCAGCAUACUGCACGAGCAGCUCAGACAUCACAGAGCCAGAGCAGAAGAUGCUGAGUGUCAACAAGAGUGUGUCCAUGCUGGAUCUACAGGGUGACGGGCCUGGUGGCCGCCUCAACAGCAGUAGUGUUUCUAAUCUGGCAGCUGUAGGGGACCUGCUGCACUCAAGCCAGGCAUCAUUGACAGCAGCUUUGGGGCUGCGGCCUGCGCCUGCUGGUCGCCUCUCCCAGGGGAGUGGGUCCUCCAUCACAGCAGCUGGCAUGCGUCUCAGCCAGAUGGGUGUCACCACGGACAGUGUCCCUGCCCAGCAACUGCGCAUCCCCCUCUCCUUCCAGAACCCUCUCUUCCACAUGGCUGCUGAUGGACCAGGGCCCCCAGGGGGCCAUGGAGGGGGCGGUGGCCAUGGUCCACCUUCAUCCCACCACCACCACCACCAUCAUCACCACCACCGAGGUGGAGAGCCCCCUGGGGACACCUUUGCCCCAUUCCAUGGUUAUAGUAAGAGUGAGGACCUCUCUUCAGGGGUCCCCAAGCCCCCUGCUGCUUCCAUCCUCCACAGUCACAGCUACAGUGAUGAGUUUGGACCCUCUGGCACUGACUUCACCCGUCGGCAGCUCUCACUCCAGGACAACCUGCAGCACAUGCUAUCCCCACCCCAAAUUACCAUUGGUCCCCAGAGGCCAGCCCCCUCAGGGCCUGGAGGUGGGAGUGGUGGGGGCAGCGGUGGUGGUGGCGGUGGGGGCCAGCCGCCUCCUUUGCAGAGAGGCAAGUCUCAGCAGUUGACAGUCAGCGCUGCCCAGAAACCCCGGCCAUCCAGCGGGAAUCUUUUACAGUCCCCGGAGCCGAGUUAUGGCCCUGCCCGUCCUCGGCAACAGAGCCUCAGCAAGGAGGGCAGUAUUGGGGGCAGCGGGGGCAGCGGUGGCGGAGGGGGUGGGGGGCUCAAGCCCUCCAUCACCAAGCAGCAUUCUCAGACACCAUCUACACUGAACCCCACGAUGCCAGCCUCUGAGCGGACAGUGGCUUGGGUCUCCAAUAUGCCUCACCUGUCAGCUGACAUCGAGAGCGCCCACAUUGAGCGGGAAGAGUACAAGCUCAAGGAGUACUCAAAGUCCAUGGAUGAGAGCCGGCUGGAUAGGGUGAAGGAGUACGAGGAAGAGAUUCACUCACUGAAGGAGCGGCUGCACAUGUCCAACCGGAAGCUGGAAGAAUAUGAGCGGAGAUUACUGUCCCAGGAAGAACAGACCAGCAAAAUCCUGAUGCAGUAUCAGGCCAGACUGGAGCAGAGCGAAAAGAGGCUAAGGCAGCAGCAAGUGGAGAAGGACUCGCAGAUCAAGAGCAUCAUUGGCAGCCCGUCCCUUCAGGCUGAUGCUGGUGGAGGAGGAGCUGCGCCGGGACCACCCCGCCAUGGCUGAGCCGCUGCCUGAACCCAAGAAGAGGCUGCUCGACGCUCAGCUCCUCAUCAGGUAAUUCUCCUGGUUCCGCUUUGGCCACGGGCGGAAGACACAGGGGGAGGUGACUCCGGACCACUGCAGGUUGGUCAUAAAGCCCACUCCCUUCCAACUCUCCUAUGGAGCCUCUCCCCCUACACCCAGAGAACCUCCACAGAUCCUACCCCUAAUACCUCCCUCACAGACUCAUGUCCAAAGGCACCAUCCAAAGAGAGCACUUACUGCUGCCUCCCAGAACUGUUCAGUGAUACCUUAGCAACACCAAGAGUUUUAUCUAGACAGGCCCAGCAUAUUCACAGGUUCCUACCCCUUUCUCUACAAAACCUCUAAACUUCCCUCUGGACUCUAAACACUCUUCUACCUCUACCUCUCCAGUGUAUGUCUGUCACCCCCCAUUUCACCAGAGCGUCCUUGAGGGUUGGGAAAUUGGGAAUGGGUUUUGUUAAUGGGAGGUGGCGAUGGGUUGGGGAACCCUGGCUAUAGGGGCUGUGCUGACUGCAGCAGGUAGGUUGGGGUUUCCUCUUCUUUCCCUAACCUUAGUUCUUUACCCUCCUUCCCACUCCUUGCCUUUUUCUCUCUUCCUCCUCCUUUACAUUUGAGAGGUAGAAGGCAUCCUGGGGUUCAUAUUAGCCCCAAAUGGGCAGGGAUUAGGAGUAUGUCACUAAGUCGAGACUUUGGGGUACCCUGGAAAAAAAUGCUGUUGAGAUUUUCCCACAAUAGGCAGGAUGGGUGGAACAAAGAGAAGGAGCAUGAAAGGAACCUUGGACAGAUGUUAGGACUUGGACUUACCCUUAUGACCUGGGAGUGAGAAGUAGGAAGAGAUGUCUUCCUAGACCAUAUCAGAGGCUGAGUUCAAUGUUGAUUCCCAGGCAGAGAUGCCAGGAACAGCAUGCUAAAUAAACCUCUCUCUAUUGCUAAAGCCACUCACUCCCCCUCUCCUGCCACCCAGUGGCCUUACCAGACAUAAUCCUAAAAAGCUAGUAAAUGAGAACCUGGAAGCCACAGACAUCAUUUCCAAGAUGUUUUGUUUCCUUUGGGAUUGAUCUGCAGUGGGCAGUGGUUCCUCGUACUGUAAAAUUAAAGUCUGCCUGCUCAGCCUCUCUUUCAAAGUAGUUAGUGAUCUGUAAAUAGAUGCUAAAAGGCACCAGGGGACCUCACCAUUUAAAGGACUCCUGCAGUGAAUUCUUUUGUAAAAUGAAUAAUGGUACCCUAAUUUAUCUACUUUCUAAAUUUGGGUCCCUGGGGGUGUAAGGGGCAUGCCUGUAUGCUGUUGCCAGUAGACAAGCAGAGAGAAGGGAAUCCGGGGUUCCUUCCUCUGCUGUACUCAGGAUACCCUACCAUUCGAAAUUGCCUCUCACUGACUUGCAAAAAGUUAUGUGAUACCCAGCAAGCAGCUUUGCUUAAGGCUGAGGUUUAGGUGACCCGAGCUAUCCUGGGAUAGAAGGGAAUGCAGAUCUGGCAGUCCUUACUUAGAACGUUUUUAUAUCCUUUGGAGAUGUCAGACAUAGCCACAUUCCCAGAUCUAAAGGCCCUGUAGCCUAGGAAAUAAUUUGGACAUUUGUUCUAAACUGGGUAUUAGUCCUCCUGCAACUCAGCCAUUAAUUUAUAAAUUAGUUUUGAGCCUAAGUGUUUUGUUUUGUUUUUUUUCCCAAGACAGAAUCUCACCUGUUGCCCCAGCCUAGAGUGCCAUGGCAUCAGCCUAGCUCACAGCAGCCUCAAACUACUGGGCUUAAGGGAUCCUCCUGUCUCAGCCUCCCAAGUAACUGGGACUAUAGGCAUUGUCACAACACCCAACUAAUUUUUUCUAUUUUUAGUAGAGAUGGGGAUCUCGCUCUUGUUCAGACUGGUUUUGAACUCCUGACCUCAAGUGAUCCUCCUGACUGGGCCUCUCAAGAGCUAGGAUUAUAGGCAUGAGCCACUGUGCCUGGCCUGAGCUUAAAUUUUGAAAAUCCAACUGAGUGACCAGAAGUGGAGGGGAGUUCGGGUAACUUUCUUUUUUUUCUAGCAGAGGAAUAGAAGGUAGGGCUAGGACAGGAACCAGCAGUUGGUCCAGGAGUAGCAGUAGGAGAUCAUGAGAGUAGGACCAUGGGUGGGAGUAGGGUCUGGUACCCCUCACCUUCUAACUGGGCACCCAGGGAGAGGGGACCGAAAGGAAGGCAGAGGUGGAAGAGAAUAAAGCCAGUUUCUGCUUCCCGGAGGUGCAGAGAUUAGGGCAUGCUGUGUCUGCAGAAGCUCCUAUUCAUUUCUACCAUAAGUGUGAGAGAGAGGCAGCCCUCCCACAAGAUUUUUCCUUUCCCACAUCACUUCCCUGAAUCCCCUUCCUUUCCCCCCAGUACAGUUAAACCUCUCUAAUUUGGAAUGUUAUAUUUGAGAAGAUGGCCACUGUGAAUAAGUGACAAAACUGAAUGACAGUGUCUAUUUAAUGAAAUGCAUGUCUUCAAAAUAUAUACAGUAAGUAGAACUCAAUGAACAACAUUUUUUCCACUCAGGUCCUCAGGGAGCAUGCAUUAAUGAAUAGAUAGGAUUGAAAAGUCUGUUUUCUGGUAUAGGUUAAAUAUCCCCUCCUACAGACACAUUUCCACCACUAAUUUGCUUAGCACACCCUUUCUUCACAGAUAAAGGAAAACUCAAGCCCAGUUUUUGUUCAAAUUAUGAAAAAGUUCCAAAUCCACAGGGGUUUGGAUUAAUGAGGUUUUGCUGUACUGCCUGCCCUUGUUC
This is a messenger RNA of Nycticebus coucang (slow loris), 7133 nucleotides long. RefSeq names its product synaptic Ras GTPase activating protein 1 (gene SYNGAP1). The coding region runs from base 519 to 4379 and encodes 1286 amino acids. The transcript has 19 exons. The record is from RefSeq and is a predicted model, not a curated record. Lineage: Eukaryota; Metazoa; Chordata; Mammalia; Primates; Lorisidae. Gene Ontology annotation, biological process: negative regulation of Ras protein signal transduction; regulation of GTPase activity.